AUGAACAAUCUCUCUUUGUUGUAUAGUCUCAAUUCAGUCCCAGAGUCUCUUAAUACUAAAAAAAAAAAGGAAAAAAAGCAGCUGAAUUUUCAGGAAAAUGGUGACGCUUUGAUUGAGCUUGAACAGAAAUUAAGAUCCCAAAAGGAACGAUUGACCCCGCAAGAAGAGAACAUUUUUCAAAGGUGUAAGUCCUCGGCACUUAAUCAGUUCACGGCUGGUCUAAUUGUUGGAGGUGGUCUUGUUUGGGAAGCAACGUGGAAGCUGAAUAGGUUACUUCGGGUAAACCUCUCCAGUGGAGCUGCGAUAAUACUUGGAUUUUGGAGAUUUGGGAAUUCACUAGAAUCGAGUGUUGACCGUAUUCUGGCCUUAGAUGGAACUCGGAUGCAAAGUGAAUUAGCAAAUAUGUAUGUAUCAUUCACUCUUUUGUGUUGAAAUUUUCCACUUAAUAUGAAAAUUUUUAUGUUUGAA
Molecule: messenger RNA, 468 nt
Organism: Hibiscus syriacus
Lineage: Eukaryota; Viridiplantae; Streptophyta; Magnoliopsida; Malvales; Malvaceae
Exons: 4
Coding region: 1-432 (143 amino acids)
Source: RefSeq, a predicted model, not a curated record